Messenger RNA from Dreissena polymorpha, 1571 nucleotides. RefSeq names its product transmembrane protein 218-like. The transcript is spliced from 3 exons. The record is from RefSeq and is a predicted model, not a curated record. The coding region runs from base 84 to 434 and encodes 116 amino acids. Lineage: Eukaryota; Metazoa; Mollusca; Bivalvia; Myida; Dreissenidae.
GGAAAGCUCUGUAUUUUUGCGAGUUAGGCGAUUUGUGUACAUUAUCAACUUGAUGUCUUGACUUGCACAUAAAAUUCAAAAAAAUGGUCGAGAACACAGUAAUGGGAGUAGGCAUAGGCCUCUUUAUGAUAAUUUUGGUAUGGACAUUAGCGCUCUUUCUAUGCAUCGUAUUUUCACGUUCAACAGGGGCCAUCUCGAAUAUUGGAAUAGUGAUGGUACUAGUGGCAUUGCUCUUCAGCAUUAUUCUGUUGGUCCUGCCUAGGGAAGACUCCUUAGCUUCAUCUACAAAGAUUUAUGAUUACUCCGUCAUAUACCGGUCAUUGUUGAUAGCAGGCUGUGCGCUGUUUUUGCUGAUUGGUCUUUUUGCAUUUCUGUUCACCCACGCCAUGAUGCCAAUCUAUGCCAAACCAUUGCGACCAAUGAAACUGUCCUGAAAAAAUUUGAAAGCAACAUUAUUAUGUGACAUUUUGACUAGUGUUGAAGACAGUGAUCUGUGAUAGUGACUGCCACAAGUGAAAAGUAGGAAGAAAUGUAACCAUGGUGACUACAUGUAUUCUGUAUGGUAUCGAAGUGUCAUCUUUAAUUUUAAUUUUUUCUACUCUAGUUUGUUUAUAAUCAUAAAACAUACAUGUAAUUGCAGUUUUUGUUUCAUUUCAAACCAAAACAGAUCAAGUUAAGACUUUCUUGAAGUUCAAGUCUGACAGGCAUAAUGAUAUGGAAUCUCAGUAAAAAAAGGUCAUACCUGCAUUCAUUGUGCUCUUGAUAAAAAAUCACCAGUGUGGCCACUUUAAUUACAAAGUUUGCCAAUUUGGGACCAUACUUGAUGUUUAUUGACAUAUGUUGUUAUUUCCAUAAUGACAGCAGUUUGUUCCAUUUCUAUAAAUAUUAUAGAUAUUUUCGUUUCCAACCCCGUUUUUUUGUCACUUUUAGUUUGAUUUCCUGUUGUUUUCAUGCCCCCGGUAGGGUGGCAUAUAGCAGUUGAACUGUCCGUCCGUCUGUCUGUGUGUCUGUCCGUCCAAAAACUUUUAACAUUGCCCAUAACUUUUGUAAUAUUGAAGAUAGCAACCUGAUAUUGAUAUUUGGCAUGCACGCGUAUCUCAUGAAGCUGCACAUUUUGAGUGGUGAAAGAUCCAGGUCAUCCUUCAAGGUCAAAGAUAAAAAUAAAUAAAUGCAGUAACAAGCUUUAAAGGGAGAUAAUUUCUAUUUAUCAUUUGGCAGGUACAGAUCAUUCGUACAAGGAAAGUAAUAUUUUUUUAAGGGAUAUAAUUUAAAAAAAUCAAAGCGGCGCAGUAGGGGGCAUUGUGUUUCUGACAAACACAUCUCUGGUUUUAAACAAAAUUCAACAUGCCUUAAUAUUUUGAAGCUGCGUUUUUCUUUUGCCUUAAUAAACUGUCAUACAUGUAGGUUUGUGAAGUAAGUUGAUGCGGCAUGAUUAAAAGACUAGUGAAUAGUAUUGAUUAACAAUACUGAACAUUAUGAUAAAUGAAUAAUUAUUGUAGUCUUAGGAUAGUGCUAGAGUUGUUUUUUUUUUACAUAAUUUUAAGUAUGAGUAAUAAAAGGUACAAAAAUUG